UAGGUUAUGUGCAAUGUUUACUAUCAAAAAGACCUUUAACCCUUACGUACUUUUAAAUCUUUGUUAGUGUUUAUUGUUUAUGCGGAAGUAUUUCAAUCCGAACAAAGAAAUUAAUAUAUUUAAUUGUAUCAUUUUAGUUGUGCUAUUAGAAAUGAAGUGUUAACAUUAUUAAUUAAAAAAUGGAAGUGUUUGAGAGUUAUCUUGACGAAUUGAUUAAUUCUAGUGUAAAAACUCAGUUAGAAAAUGAAUUUUAUAAAAGAAUUGUUGAUUUAGAUGUGAAGAAUUGUGAUUGGAAAGAAUUUGAAGUUUUAGCUAAGAAAGUUUAUUUAUUGUUAGAAUCGAAAAAAGUAGAAAAAGAUUUAUUGUUUGUUAGUUUAGUUUUAAACAAAGAGUUAUUAGAGUUAUUUAUAAAAUAUGAUAAACAUGUUGUUACGUUAAAUUUAAAACACGCAAGUUCGUUGUUAAAUUUUACUUAUUUCACAAGAAAACAUUGGUUUAUGGAAGUUUUAGAUAAUUUAGAUACCCAUAUAAGUAAUUUAUCAGAUGAUAUUAAACCCAGUAUAAUUACAUUAAAAAUCAUUUAUAUUUUGCAAUCAAAAACGGUAAAUUUAGAUGAAUUAGAAAAUUAUUUAAAAUUUAACUCAAAAAUUGACGAUAUCUUACUACAAAACACAAUAGAUAAUCUAAGAUUCAAAUUCAAUUGUAUAAAAUUUAUCAAAACUGUAUAUCCAAACACUUGCGUAUUUAGUAUACACAAAAACUCAGUUCAUCUAAAUAUUUUAGAAACCCUAUCGAAAUAUUUAGAUUUAAAAAAUCGUAAAUUAUGGCCAGAUAUUUUAUUACAAUUAGAACACCAAGAAAACAAAAAGGAUGUGGAGAUCUUCAUCUCAUUUACAAUCUUCGUAACAAUCAUCCAAACUAUUGAGAAUUUAAAAAAAUCGAAAUCCGAGUGUUGCUUCAAAGAUGAACUCAAUCAACUUUUAGAAACAACCAAAUCAAAUAUUUUAUAUCUUGAAGACAAAUCACUCCAACUUGAUCUUCUUGAAGACAUCUUUGUAAUGAUGUUCGGACGAAGUGAACAUUUUACUGUCAAAGAGAUUGGAGAAUUUUACUGCACCAAUCAAAUUAUUAAAUUGUUACUCAAUUAUUUGAAAAAUAUCCUUGAAGAUCUCAAAAAAAGUUAUUCAUAUCAGGGUGAUUUUAAUCGAUUUAUUCAGCUUCAAAGAAUGGUGUCUGAUGCUUAUUGGAGAUACAAUUUAGUUACUGAAGUAAUAAGUUAUAAAAAGGAUCCAAAAUCGGUUAUGAAGUAUAUGUUAGCUAAGCCGGAAGCUUUGAUUAAUAUUUGUUUAAAGAAUGAUGAUUUGGAAAGAGCUAAUCAAGUAAUACAGGUGUUUAAAAUGCAGAAAUCGCUUUUAUAUCACGAAAUAAACUAUUCCCGGUAUAUUUCAUCUUUAAAACGAGAUAUUCGAAAUAUUGAUAAACAAAAUAUAAACAAAGAUGAACUAAAUCUUUUUCAAAAGGUGAUUGAAAAGCAUCAAAAUAAAAUUGUUGAAAUUUAUGAUUAUAUCGAUGGAAAUCAAAUAGAUAUCGAUCUUUUAGAUGUUUUAAUAAAUUUGCCAUUAAAAUAUGAAUCAUAUAAAGUUUUAUCGCAACAAUUAAAACAUAGUUUUAAAACUUCUUUACCUGGUUUAUCAAAAAUUUACGAUAAAAUACAAGAUGUAACCGAAAAAAAUUACAUUUCCGCCGAUGUUUUAUAUUCUUCUUAUAAUACUUAUGAUAUUCGCAAAUAUUUUAACACAUUAAAACAAUACGGAAAACUAGAAAAAGUUUAUAACGAAUUUAAAGAGCUAUACGAUACAGAUAAAGAUGGCGCUUUAAAUUUAGAUCACAUCCUAAACGAAAAAUUGUUAGAAAUUCAAGAUAUUUGUAUAUCAUUUAAAGUUGAUGAAAGAAAAGAUUACACACUUUACAUGCAAAAAUUAUUAAAAUAUCUUCGAGAAUUCGCCAAAAUCCUUUUUUCCGAAAAAAAUAACGAAGAUUUAAUAUCGAAAGGAAAAGAAGUUUCCGUUUUUGAAAUUCUUAAUCAUAAGAAACCUGAUAUUACUUGCAACUUACUGUAUAGAAGAAACCUAGAUGGUGCUGAAUUCGACGAAUUAUUUUGCAAAUUAAAAUUAGAUCUUCCUUACCACAUAACGUAUAUUUCAUUUCCUCAAAUAACCUUUGAUAUUCGAGGUAAUAUUGAAUCAACCGUAAACUCAACUUUACAGAAACCCCGACAAGAUGUAAUUAAUUACGUACAACGUAGAAGCUGGUUCUUAGCUUUUUUAAUCAACAAUAUUCACGGUCUAAAUGACACAAAAAUUGAACGUAACGAAGUUCGAGUUAAAGUUUUUAUGAAUUUGAUGAAUUUACCUGAUAUACAAAGAUUAAAAAAAUUAUUUAAUAAUAAUGAAACUCUUACGAUUCUUCAUCAAGAUUAUAGUUUCUUUUUAAAAAAUUAUUUCGACGAAUUAUUAUUAACGAGUGAAUCUUCGGCUCUUUGCGAUGAAGGAUACAUUAAAUUAAAAUUACCAAAAGAUACAACUUGGAAGUGUUUGUACGAACUUGUACUUACAAUACCAGAAAAAGAUAAACACGAAGAUAUCGAUAAUUUAAGAGACAUACUUUUAUGUAAUUUAAUUAAAGAAAAAAAUGAGGAAAAUUAUUGGAGUUUUGUUAGGUACAUUACCAACGACGAUUUGAGAAUGCGAAUUAUUAUGGAAGAAAUGCAACAUUGGCCAGGGGAAUUCUGUGUUGACGUUUUGAAAUCGCAAAUUUCUAAAUAUCAACAUCCAAGUGAAAUUGAAAGAUUAAUGUUGAGAUUUAAACAACUUGAAAUUUAUAUUAAGAUAAAAGAUCGCUGUAAUUAUUUAUCAUGGUUUGAAGUGGAUGAACUUUGUGUUAAUGAUCCUGAAAAGGUUAUGAUAUCCAUUUUACAGACAACUGAUGUAAGUUUCUUUUUCAAUUUUUAUGUUUAAUUUUUAAAAUAGUUAUUUAAUGGUUGAUUUUAAAAUU
Messenger RNA from Onthophagus taurus, 3054 nucleotides. Lineage: Eukaryota; Metazoa; Arthropoda; Insecta; Coleoptera; Scarabaeidae. The record is from RefSeq and is a predicted model, not a curated record.